Messenger RNA from Oppiella nova, 1347 nucleotides. Lineage: Eukaryota; Metazoa; Arthropoda; Arachnida; Sarcoptiformes; Oppiidae. The record is from the annotation of a GenBank genome assembly.
AUGUAUUAUAUUUGGUCUAAAAUCAGUGGUCUAUUACUAAAAUACAAGGGUGUCUUUAAGAGGAAUUAUCGCUCGAAUGCUGUUUACGAGACCCGCAAUUGGGAUCCGCGGAAAGGCUGGUCUUAUAAUAACACCACAAAUAGUAGUAAUGACUAUUUGGAGGCAACUUCUAUUGAGACAAAGUGUUGCAUUGAUUGCUGGCAAGUGGUCGACCACUUGAAUGCCUGCACCGAUGCUCUCAGGAAUGAUCUGAAGAUCUGCAGAGAAGGCAUCGACCAAUCAAAUCAAAAAGCCAUUGAAGCCAUCAAAGAGUCCAACAAUGAUCUUAAGAAAGCUUUGACGGAAGCCAUUGAUAGAUCCCAUUCUGAUAUCAAAACUCAAUCUAUUUGGAGAUUCAAAUCCAUACCGAAGCAAUAUAUUGACCCAAAAGGAAAGGCUGUCCUUAUCACAGGAUGUGAUUCAGGGUUCGGCAACAAACUGGCACAACGUUUAGCAAUUAAAGGCUAUCAUGUAUUUGCUGGAUGUCUGUUCCCAAAUGGUAGAGGUGCUCAAGACUUGAAACAAGAAUUCUCACAAAAUAUAACUAUUAUUCCGUUGGAUGUAACCAAAGAUGAAAGUGUAUUCAAUGCCAGAAAACUAAUGCAAAAUUCACUCAAAGACAAAGAACUGUGGGCUCUGGUGAACAACGCGGGGAUAUUGUCAUCAUUUGAGAUAGAGUUUGGAGACAUGUCUUCGUUUAUAUCACAAAUGGAAGUCAAUUGUUUGGGAACAGUUAGAGUGACAAAAGCAUUUCUACCACUUUUGCGGUUAUCAAAGGGUCGUGUCAUAAAUAUGGCGAGUCUUGCGGGACGUUUCGCCAUCCCUGGGAUGGUUGGCUACUGUAUGUCCAAAUGUGGUGUCAUAUCCUUCUCGGAUGGACUCAGACGUGAAAUGAAGAAAUGGGAGAUCGAUGUCAUCUGCAUUGAACCCCAUCUCUUCAGAACCAAUUUAGUGAAUGGAGUGAACCAUAACUCGGCACUAAUCCAAGCGUGGGAACAGACUCCUCAAGACAUCAAAGAAGCUUAUGGUGACUCUUAUUUUCAAGGAUAUCAAGCAUUACUUAAUAAGGCAUUGGAUACGGCCAGACCUGCUGUGGACAAUGUGGUCGACACUAUGUUUAAUGCCGUCACAAAUAAGUCAGUUUCCGCUAAUUAUAGAGUUUUGGGUCCAAUAGAAAGACUCAGGGUUUGGAUGUUUGAGUAUUUAUGGCCCACAAGAGCUCUCGAUUGGGUCUCAUAUAUCGGUUGCAUUUGGGCCACAGGUUUGCCACAAAUGUUGGCCAAUAAAUACAUCAAGAAAUCUAAUUAA